This is a messenger RNA of Colletotrichum spaethianum, 2712 nucleotides long. RefSeq lists its product as uncharacterized. NCBI's taxonomy places the organism in Eukaryota, Fungi, Ascomycota, Sordariomycetes, Glomerellales, Glomerellaceae. The record is from RefSeq and is a predicted model, not a curated record. Gene Ontology annotation, molecular function: DNA binding. Gene Ontology annotation, cellular component: nucleus. The transcript is spliced from 2 exons. Bases 1 to 2712 code for a protein of 903 amino acids.
AUGUCCUCCAAAGACCGUGACGUCGACGUCGACGUUGAUCGGCCCCCGCGCGACAAGACCGACAAGACAGAGAAGAAGGCCUCGAGGAGCAAGUCGGAGCGCAGCAGCAGAACCGACAGGGAAAAGGGCGACAGGGAGCACCGAUCCCACCGCGUGAGCUCGCGCUCCUCCAAGUCAAAGAUGGCCGACGGCAGCACCCUCAGCAGCGACGUCCACUCUCACUCCCACCGCCGCCACCGCACCCGCGAAGAACGAGACCGCGACCGAGACAAGGACCGCGGCCACGACCGCUCCUCCUCCAUGACCGACCUCGUCCCUGAACUGUCUCGCACCUCGCUCACCGGCCCGGCCUCGACCGACCGCAUCUCGGUGCCCUACCCGACCUUUAGCAAGGCGCACAGCAAGGAGGCCGUCCGCGGCAGCCGCGAGGAUGUCUCGGGGUCGGGCGUGGGCGCAACGAGAAGGGACGACCCCUUCACGCCCGAGGCGACGGACCUGGGCGACAGCGACCUCAAGCGAUCCAAGAGCGCCGAUUACUCCGAUAAGCAGCGCAAGGUUUCGUCCAAGAAGGAUUCCAGACCCCCUAGUCCACCAGAGACGGACUUGUCGGGCAAGAGACGAUCGGGCACACCCGAGGAGUCAUCCAGGAAGGUCCGCGAGGAGCGUUCGAGCUCGAGACUCAGCGGUGAGGCGUCGAAGAGAGACCGCGAGGAUAGACCGAGCUCGCGACUCAGCGGCCUCUCACGGUCGGGCUCCAGAGCCGAUGACAAGUCCCGACUAAGCUUCAAGUCCAAGACGAGCAGCCAGGCCACCUACGUCAAGUCGCCGGCGUUCCCUCCCGGCGUGCAGGAGAGCCUGAACAUCAAGCCGAGCGCCUCUAGAUCGUCCUCGAAGCGGAGCUCGUCGAGCAAGAAGAGCCGGCGGUCCGAUAACCACGACGGCGACUCGUCUCCUGAAAGUCUCCAAGACUCGUCGCCCAGGACCCCGACGCAAGCGCCGCCAUUCCCACCGCCUUUCGCGAUGCACGACAAGCCCCCGGGUCCCCCUCCUCAGGUGUACCCCGAGAACGACAUCACUCCACAUGGCUCCGCCCUCCGGCCCUCCCCCCCUCCACCACCACCCCCGCCCGUGGACGUUCAGGAAGCACCCCGGGUCGACUACCUUUUACAGAACGGCGGGCUCAUUCAACCUAUCCCAAAGACGUUCCUCUCUGUUUUGCCCCGACAAAACGGCGCUCGACCAUCUAACCCGCCCCUAGUGGGUGCGCAGACUUUGUUUGCACCAUUCUUUAACCUGUUGGACCAGUACAACUCGGUCCUCAACCGCAACGGCUCCGUGGCAGUCGCAACAGGCCAUCGAUCAGUGGCUCGUCGUCUGCUGGACCGCCUCGAAAACGUAUUCUCGAGAGAGCUCCCCGAGCACGGAUGCACGUGUGUGGUUUGUGAAAGAGGCCCCGAUAUUCAACAUCGCGGCUUGGGCUGGGGCGAAGUCCUCGAAUGGGUUAGCGGCCGCAUCGACCUUCCCCAGUGGCCGCCGUUCGACCUGGCAAGCUUGGGAUCCAAGGCUGCCGAAGUGUCUGCAGACCUGCCACCCCGGCCAGACUCGCCGGUCAAGAUCGACCCCGAUAUCGCCGAGGAGUUCCGCGAGCAUUAUCUCAGACAGUCCAAGAAGGUCAGAGGCGCCGUGGACAAGUGGCUCAACACCUGCGGUGAAACGACGGCGCCCCCGCCCCAGGACGUGGACGACGAGACUCUGACGUUUGCCAUCCUUACGAACCUGGACCCUGAAGACCAGCCAUAUUUUAACGCCAUCCUUUCUGGCUCCAACCACCCCAAGCCCGCAACGAGAGCGCCCACGCCGUUGCACCGGGCGCGUCCGGACCUCCUUGUCAAGACCGGCUUGGCUCUGCAGCGCCUCUACCGACUAGUACAGGUGCCGCGAGACGCCGAGGUCGCCAUGUACCUCGUCAAGAACCCCCACACGCACGAUCUGCUCAUCACAAUGUCCGACAUUAACACGCAAGAAUGGGAGAUCUUGACCUCUGGCCGGUUCGACGGCUUCCUCUGGUCCGGAGCCGACGGCGACGACAUUGCGACCCCGACAGCCGAGUCGCGCGGCGCCACGCCCGCGAGCAACUACUUCCCCUCUCGGCCUAACACCAUGAGCCCGGGCGUCCGAGGAACGCCUGGGUUCCCGGGAUCUCGCAACACGACGCCAUUCUCGGCCUACUCCCGUGGCGCCACCCCCGCCUCUUUCGUCAGCAACGCGUCGUCCGCCGCGGCGAACCGCCAAGCCGUGUCCCGAGACGAGGAGAUGGAGAUGGCCGUCCUCGCAGAGGUGGAGCGAGAGAUCUACCAGGGCAUGGAGGCGUUGGAGGACGCGUUCGAGGCGCUCCACCUCAAGGCCGAGGUCGUCCGGACGGGCCUGCGUAACCGCGGCGCCGGCCUGAUGCACAGCCUGCAGAGCCGCCGGCGCAUCGACGUGCUCCCCAACCCGGGCUCCGGCAACUCGCAGUCAUCGGGCUACGAGCGCCCCAGCUGGGCCCAGGGCGACUACGACGCCAACAGCGAUAGCGAGUGGGGCGGCGACGACUUCGAGCUCGCCCCUGACGACUCGGCGAGCAACAUCAGCAGCUCGCGGCACCGACGGCCCAAGAGGCGGACCGAGAGAAGGACGCCGGCGCCGAUUGAGGAAGACGACGAGGAAAACUGA